ACACAUACCAAGCCACACGAAGAACGUCAACGUUGAACGUUUUGUUGACAAGUUUCGCGAGUUUCGCGAAUAGGACGCGCAUUUCACGUAGCAUAUAUCUCAUUUAGUAAAGUAAGUGCGAAAUAGUUGUUCUCGAGCUGCCCUGGAUCGGUUAUCUUGAGUGUUUUUCUUCCUCAACCUCACAACGACUAACCUCAAUCAUCCGGCAACAUGACGACUGCUAUGCCAAUCAACCCAAAACCUUUUCUGAAUGGUUUGACCGGGAAACCUGUGAUCAUCAAGCUGAAGUGGGGCCACGAGUAUAAGGGUUUCCUGGUGUCCGUUGAUGGGUACAUGAACAUGCAACUGGCCAACACGGAGGAGUUUGUGGACGGACAGAACACCGGACACUUGGGUGAGGUGCUUAUCCGGUGUAAUAACGUACUUUAUAUCCGUGGAAUAGAUGAUGACGACGAGGAGGGGGAAAUGAGGGAUUAGUAGCAGCUGAUAUUAGCCGUAGGUUAGAAUUAAGCGAAUAAGGGUGAAUAAAUGAAUUGUAAAACGUAAUGAUUGGAAAGACAAUUUGAUUUAAAUCAAUA
Toxorhynchites rutilus septentrionalis is the source of this 578-nucleotide messenger RNA. It is a transcript of the gene SmF, whose product is annotated as small nuclear ribonucleoprotein F. Gene Ontology annotation, cellular component: catalytic step 2 spliceosome; U1 snRNP. Bases 211 to 477 code for a protein of 88 amino acids. The record is from RefSeq and is a predicted model, not a curated record. The transcript has 2 exons. Gene Ontology annotation, biological process: mRNA splicing, via spliceosome; spliceosomal snRNP assembly. Lineage: Eukaryota; Metazoa; Arthropoda; Insecta; Diptera; Culicidae. Gene Ontology annotation, molecular function: RNA binding.